Telopea speciosissima is the source of this 1604-nucleotide messenger RNA. Its product is annotated as tubby-like F-box protein 5. The record is from RefSeq and is a predicted model, not a curated record. Gene Ontology annotation, molecular function: protein binding. The transcript is spliced from 5 exons. The coding region runs from base 41 to 1318 and encodes 425 amino acids. Lineage: Eukaryota; Viridiplantae; Streptophyta; Magnoliopsida; Proteales; Proteaceae.
GAUAGUCAUAUCGCCACCAGGAACAAUCAGUGCGGUUCCAAUGUCGUUCAAAAGUAUUGUUCGGGAGCUGAAAGAGAUGAGAGAUGGGAUUGGGAACUUGUCGCGGAAACGGAUAGAAGGGAAGCAUUCACACAGCCGCACUAGAUCGCACAUCAACUCUGACGGUCGUACCAAAUUGCACGUCAGCUCUAAUGGUUCUUGUUUUCCUGCUGAAUCCCUUCAACAGAGCCGUUGGGCGAACCUGCCGCCGGAGCUGCUUCUGGAUGUCAUUCAGAGGCUAGAGGCGAGCGAGACAACGUGGCCUGCGCGGAGGCAUGUGGUUGCUUGUGCCUCUGUUUGCAGGUCAUGGAGAGAGAUUACAAAAGAGGUUGUGAAGACACCAGAAAAAAGUGGGAGGCUCACAUUUCCUAUAUCUUUGAAACAGCCGGGCCCGCGUGAUUCUCCGAUGCAGUGCUUCAUAAGAAGGGAGAGAGCAACUUCUACAUAUCGGUUGUAUCUUGGUCUGACCCCUGCUAUGUUGGGGGAGAAUGGAAAAUUGUUGUUUGCAGCAAGGAAGACCAGAAGGGCAACAAGCACAGAUUUUGUGAUAUCCUUGGAUGCAAAUGAUUUCUCCCGUGCAAGCAAUACAUAUGUUGGAAAACUGAGGUCAAAUUUUUUAGGGACCAGGUUCACCGUUUAUGAUAGCCAGCCACCAUAUGACGCUGCAGGCCAAUUAAAUAGCAGGCCCAAUCGAAGAAUUCAUGCUAAGCAAGUGUCACCAAGAGUCCCUGCUGGUAACUAUGGUGUAGCCACAAUCUCCUACGAGCUUAAUGUUCUUCGCACUAGAGGCCCAAGGAGGAUGCAAUGCUCCAUGCAUUCCAUCCCUGUUUCUGCAAUUCAAGAAGGGGGAUCUGCUCCAACACCAACUGAAUUCCCACACUCCCUUGAGGAGCCAUUUUCUUUCUUAUCGGUUUCUAAACCCAAGGAUCCAGUUGUUGAUUUCAGCUCAAUGAGCCUUUCAGAGCAACCCUCUUUAGUCCAUGGUACAGGGGAACCACUUGUUCUAAAGAACAAAGCGCCUAGAUGGCACGAGCAGCUGCAGUGUUGGUGCCUAAAUUUUAGGGGACGUGUUACUGUGGCCUCAGUUAAGAACUUCCAGCUUGUGGCAGCUGUAGAGCCUUCUCACCAAGUUUCAGUGGCAGAGCAAGAAAAGGUAAUGCUGCAGUUUGGAAAGAUAGGCAAGGAUAUAUUUACCAUGGAUUACCGUUAUCCACUCUCUGCCUUCCAAGCCUUUGCAAUCUGCCUUAGCAGCUUUGACACCAAACCAGCCUGUGAAUGACAUCCUUUUCUGUUACUGAUCCUUGUUAUGGCUCAUUUCCAUAGAAAGUCAGUUGUAAAUAUUUUCAAAUGAAGGCUCAUUAAUAUCUCCUGUUAAUCAUCACUGAGUCUCUUAGCUGUGCAUGAAUUAGUUGACCUGUUGGUGGGAGAGUGCCCACAAAGCAAGCCUUCUAAGCUUCAGUCCUAUUUAAUCUGUGGAUGGGAGUUAUACUGUAAUGCUCUUUCUGAAGUUUUGUACUCUAUCACUACCAAAUUAUUUGAUAUUUAAUUUUGCAUAAAUUUGGUUA